AUGUACGAAUGUAUAGUAAGCCCUGAGCACACAGAUCUUAGUGAUGAUAAUCAUUAUGAUAAUCACAUACCAGACUUCGCAGUUCUUAUAGAAAUGGAGACUCACUAAGUUUAUCAGAACUAAUCAGGUGUCUUUAAUAAUUGGUGUGGUAGUGGGAUUGCUUUCUCUCGUCUAUUAAAGCCAGGAGAAUAUGGAGGAGAUGCGCAAGGUGUUUACACAUUGAAAAAAGAAAGAAUAUUCCUAGACAGAUUAGGUACUAUCACUCUGUAUGGACUCUCUUAUCUUGUCUCAAAGGUCUUAGCAGCUGCUAUUAUUCUCUAUGGAGUGAGACUUUUUCAUACCUUUUAUGAGUGCUUACUCCUGUGCAUUGCUGUAUUCGCUACUGAGAAUUUCUAUAUGAUCAAUCAAAUGGGGGAAAGUGGGUUAAAACUGCCUCAAAUCUUAUUCAUGCAGUCAGAGUCGCUUAUAUUCAACACAUUUUUAAUUGUGCUUUCUCAGACUCUGCAUCCUUCCCUAGCCAAACAGCAUAUGGAUUUGUAAUUUAUAAUGCUCAGACUAUUCUCUAAUGUAUUCUUUACAAUGGUACUUGGAUGUUCGUGGGCUUUUCUUGCUAGUUAUUCACUCAAGUAAUCCCAUCAAAACAAGGACAAUAAUUUUGAUAACUUUGAUAUCUUGAUGAUGAUCUUGUCACCCAUUGUAUCUUUUCUUAUGGCUGAAUCAUUUACCAUAUCAGGUCUCCAAGCAUUAAUGACCUGCGCUUUUAUACAGUCAAUAUACGCUUAGAAAAAUCUAGAAAAUGAGAGAGCAUAGUUGCUGCUGAGCAUAUUCAGAGCUUUAAGUUACACAGCAAGAGCUAUUUGUGAUAUUUUAAUGGGAAUCGGACUAGGGCUUAAUUUACAAACUAUUGGAUAGAUUGGACCACUCUAUUUAAUUGGUAGCAUUGCUCUAAUCUAAGUACUUAAUAAUUUAGGAUCAUAUUUGAUCAAUAAGAAAAUGGAGAAGAAGAAUCUUAUCAAUCAUUUAGAGAGUAAAAUUUUGCUUUGUCAAAAUAAUACGAAAGGUCUUUUAAGCUAUACUCUUGCUUUACAGAACUUUAAUCCAGUAAUAGUAUCGAUUACAGUAGUAAAUACUAUUUUCACAAGUUUAAUAAUUGAGCCGAUUGUUGCCUUUAAAAUCUAUAGAAUGAUCAGAGCUCAGAAAAUAAAAGAAAUCUAGAAUGAAGAAAUCGUUGUUAUAGCUCUAGAUGAUAACUAGAUCUUUGAUAGUACAAUGAUUGGUGAGAGCUAAGAAGAUAAUUCCUCACAUUAUGGAUGUUUCAAGACUUGCCUGCUAAAUUUCCACUAUUUCACUCUUUCUUAAUGGUUGGUUUUGGAAUCAGCUACAUCUCCAACAGCAAGAUUAUCCCGCUCACAAUAGUUUGAAAAGUUUGAGGACUCAGUUGAUACAUAAACUUAGUAAGUGGAACUCUCUAGAUUGUCUUAUGCUAUGAAGUACAAGUCUAAGAGACCACACAGUCAAACUACAGACUAUAAGCGUAGUAAGGUUACUGAAGGAGACAUUGAGUUGAUGAAUCGUAAGUCAAUUGAUAGUAGAACAGAAGGGGGAAACGGCAAGGCUAAGAAAAGUGCCAGCAGUAGGAGUAAAAAGGGCUCAAAGCAGUUUACUGAAAGAGAAAAAGAGGAAAUGAAGUUAAAAUCAUCUGUAUUCUUGUGA
This is a messenger RNA of Stylonychia lemnae, 1713 nucleotides long. Lineage: Eukaryota; Ciliophora; Spirotrichea; Sporadotrichida; Oxytrichidae. The record is from the annotation of a GenBank genome assembly.